AUGGCUAAAGGACUAACUUCUACAUGGCCUGAAAUACGUCAUCGUCUUUGCAUAUGGCAUAUAUUUCAAAAUGCUGCUAUUCAUCUCAAUCAUGUGUUUGAAAAUUUUAAACAAUUUGCAAAUGAUUUUAGUAGAUGUUUAUAUGAUUUUGAUGAAGAAGAAGACUUUAUAUCUGAAUGGGAUGCUAUGUUGAAGAAAUAUGAUCUUGAAGACAAUGAUUUGUUAAAUCGGAUGUUUAAAAUUAAAGAAAAAUGGGCAUUGGUGUAUGGAAGGGAAACAUUUUGUGCAGAUAUGACAACAACUCAAAGGAGCGAAAGCAUGAAUAGUGUGAUUAAAAGGUAUGUAACCUACAAGAAUAAAUUUCAUGAGUUUUUCAAUCAUUUUGAGAGAUUAGUUGAUGAUCGUAGAUAUAAAGAACUUAAAGCUGACUUUAGAGUAUAUACGAGUACUCCAGUACUACCAUUUGAUGUUGAUGUUUUGAAACAAGCUGCAAGUGUUUAUACUCCUGAAGUAUUCAAAUGGUUUGAAACUGAGUGGGGUAAAUCUCAUAAUUGUGGUAUAAUCACCUAUAGUGAGGUUGGAACGUUGACAGAGUAUAAGAUCACUCCUAAAGGCAGAAAAAACUAUCAUAUGGUUAGAUUUGAUUCAAUGGGCGAUCAGAUUUCAUGUAGUUGCAAGAAGUAUGAAUUCUCUGGGAUUUUAUGCUCUCAUUCUCUGAAAGUUUUUAAUAGAUUUGUGUAUACUCAAUUGGUCACAAAAGCUGCACAAACAAAAGAAACUUAUAAAAUUGCUAAAGAAGGCCUUUUGAAAAUAUUGGAUUUGGUUGAUGCAAGGUUACAUCAAGAGGGGUCGAGCAAUGAGAUGUCGAAUACAACAAAAGUUUGCAACCCCACAAAUAAUACUACUAAUGCGAGUGGUAUCAAUAUCAAGGCCAUUAAAAGAAAGGCAAGAACUAUUUCAGGCAAGAGAUUGAGAAGUAGUCUGGAGAAGGCUACUAAGAGAAGAAGAUCAACAAGAAGAUGUCAUCAUACUAAGGAGAUGUCAUCACAUAAUGAGCCUAUAGGAGAUACUAUAAAUAUUGUAUCUACGAGGUGCAGUAUGCAACAUCAUGGACUACAAGAGCAACGGCAACAAAAUGAUAUUACAUACAGCAUAAAUAAUGUUGAUGUUCUUAAUCAGCAAUUUUGUGGGGUUAUAGAACCUUCAAAGGCAAAUACAAAUGAGGUGAGCAUGAUAGAAUCUUUACAGUAUCAACAAGAAAUCUUUACUCAACCAUGUCAUUCUAUGCCAGUAAGUAUGAUAGAGUCUUUGCAAUCUCAAGAAAGCAACUUUCUACAACUAUGUCAUCCUACACCGUUUGUGAAUUUGGAUUUUAAUCAACAAAAUUAUGGCCAACUAUGCACUUUCAGUUCCAUGAACAUGACUGGCUUGCUCAAGGCACAAGAAUUACAUGGUUUCGGAGGAGCAAAAAUAAAUCAGUUCGAGUUGAAUGACAACUCUUGCACUAUGGGACAACAAGUUGGAGCAGAUUGCAAUGAUAAGUGUGGUUGUCUAGCUCCAUGCAUCAGUGAUAUUUCAUGCAAGUGUUCAAGUGGAGAAAAGACUUGA
Coffea eugenioides is the source of this 1608-nucleotide messenger RNA. Its product is annotated as protein FAR1-RELATED SEQUENCE 5-like. Gene Ontology annotation, molecular function: zinc ion binding. The transcript has 7 exons. Lineage: Eukaryota; Viridiplantae; Streptophyta; Magnoliopsida; Gentianales; Rubiaceae. Gene Ontology annotation, biological process: regulation of DNA-templated transcription. The record is from RefSeq and is a predicted model, not a curated record. The coding region runs from base 1 to 1608 and encodes 535 amino acids.